Molecule: messenger RNA, 702 nt
Organism: Coffea arabica (coffee)
Lineage: Eukaryota; Viridiplantae; Streptophyta; Magnoliopsida; Gentianales; Rubiaceae
Source: RefSeq, a predicted model, not a curated record
AUGGCUCAUUGGAGAGUAAAGAAAUUGCUGAAAAGAUCAAUCUCAGCAAUCUCAAAAUUCAGAGGAAUUUGCUUUUAUGCUGUAACUUCUUUUGUUGCCAUUUUUUUGUUUGUGCUGAUGGUGGUUGCACAUCCUUUUGUGCUCUUAUUUGAUAAGUAUCGUCGUAAAGCACAACACCUCAUUGCUAAAGUCUGGCACUUGACUAUUUCUCCGUUUUUGAAGAUUGAAUUCGAGGGUUUGCAUAAUCUUCCUGCCAAGGAUGCUCCUGCUGUAUAUGUGUCCAAUCAUCAGAGUUUUUUAGACAUAUAUACUCUGCUUACUCUUGGGAAAAGCUUCAAAUUUAUAAGCAAAACUUCUAUUUUUCUCUUUCCCAUUAUUGGAUGGGCAAUGUAUUUCCUGGGCACUAUUCCUUUGAAGCGCUUGGACAGCAGAAGUCAACUGGAUUGUCUUAAGAGAUGCAUGGAUCUUGUUAAGAAAGGAGCAUCUGUUUUCUUCUUUCCUGAGGGAACUCGGAGUAAGGACGGGAAAUUAGGCACUUUUAAGGUGAGCUGCAUUUUAGAAAUUUCUGCUGCUUCUAUAGAAAAGCACAAUACUAUAAGCAUCCCUUUUAGAGAUUCUGGUCAUGUUGAUUGUGGAAUGAUAUAUUUGCAUUUAGAUAGAUGAGGUACUUUGCUUCUUUAAUUAGUAAUAGUGAGUAAUGUU